Molecule: messenger RNA, 3018 nt
Organism: Macadamia integrifolia
Lineage: Eukaryota; Viridiplantae; Streptophyta; Magnoliopsida; Proteales; Proteaceae
Product: 7-deoxyloganetin glucosyltransferase-like
Exons: 6
Coding region: 958-2835 (625 amino acids)
Molecular function (GO): UDP-glycosyltransferase activity
Source: RefSeq, a predicted model, not a curated record
GUAAUAUGUAAUAGAACUAUUCAAAUAGAAAUUUACCCUUGCCAUCAUAUUAUACCAUUCAAAUCAAGUAGGACCUAGAAUAGAGCAAAUCGGAGGGCAAGGAUCCAUGUAACGAACCCCAUUUAACUGAGUUUCUAUUUAUUUUCUAUUUUCUAUUUUUCUUUCUUUUCACUUUUAUUUUUCCUACUUUGUCCUUGCUCGGAUCCAUGCAUCUAACCCCAUUAAGUUGGGAAGGCUACGUUUGUUGUUGCUGUUGUUGUUUGAUGUAUUUAUAAUUUUGAUGAAAUUGACUAAGCUUUAACCGUUCUACUACUUCUUGUAGACUGAUUUCAAUUUAACACUUACCAAAAAGGAAAGGAGGGGGAGGAGGAGACUGAAAUUUUAAUUGAUAAUACUAUAUCUUCCUUGCAGAUGAAACCUACUUUUCUCCCCAACAGAGUGACAAAUAAAACUUCGUUAGCAACUGAGCCUCUGAUAGUUAUUUUUAAGCCCAAUAAAUGUCCCCAAGGAACAGGGCCACCAUAUAUGGGCCAAACAGAGAGACAUAUAGAUGGGUUAACCCUCACUGACUAAUUCACAAUUAGGCUUCCAUUGUGCUGUACUGGGCCAGCAUAUAUGGGCUUCCCCUAUCUUUACUAGUUGUCCAAUCUUUAGGAUGGUCUGAAUGGUGCCAUUAAAGUGUUGUAACGGCAGUUUCACUACUUCCUACUUUGAAGGUCUCAGUCUAGCGUUAUGAUCUUGCAUGAAUAGGCCUUCUGUCUUAAAGUUAAUUGGCUAUUGGACUUGCUUUGCUAACAAGAAAAGUCAGUUCAUGGGUUUAACCUCAUUAAUAACAAUUCUUUUUUUAUUUUUUAUUUGGGUAAAUCUCAUUAAUUACAAUCCAUUAUUGCUUGGGUAUAUAAGCAGGCUACUAUGUGUUGAAUUGAGCAUGUAAACAAGCUUUUUUCCCAAUUGACCAUGGCUGCUUUGGGGUUGGUUACUGGUAUCUCGAUGGCAAAGGGUUUGAUGGGUAUCAUCACAUUGUUUUUGGUUGUUAUGUAUCUUAUGAAUUUGACAAGCCAUGGAGUGGAAGCAAAGAAAGUGGUGGAGCAAAUUGAAGAGGAUUUGGAGUUGGAAAGGGAACUCAAGAUUCUGAAUGUGCCUCCUCUCAAGACCAUUAGAACAAAAGAGGGUGAUGACCUUGAUUGUAUUGAUUUCUACAAGCAACCUUCUUUGAGUCAUCCAUUACUUAGAGAUCACAAAAUCCAGAUGAAACCUACUUUUUUCCCUAAAAGAGACACAAAUAAGACUUCAUCAGCAACUGAACCUAUGCAAAUUAUUUUUAAGCACAAGAAAUGUCCCAAAGGAACAAUUCCCAUUCGAAGGACUUCAAAAGAAGAUCUUUUACGAGCUAGAGCUUUUUCAAUAGAAUUCAUUACUAAUGUCAGGCGAAUCAAUAGGCACUUCUCAGGACAAUAUAUUGCAGAUGUCAAUAUGGAACUAACAAAUGGACCAAUUCGUGGAGCUUCUGCAAGCAUCAAUGUAUACAAUCCAACUGUAUCGGAUUCGCAGUUUACAACUGGUCAAAUUUGGAUUAAUGGUGGUCCAAAUGAAACCCCUAAUUAUAUAAUGGUUGGAUGGACGGUUAAUCCAAUACUAUACCGCGAUCAUAAUACUCGAUUUUUUACAUUUUGGAUGGUAUGUUUCAAAUCCAACCUCCUCUCCAAACUCAACACCACACCCCACAUCCCUCCAGUCACUAGUGUAGUCUCUGAUGGUGCCAUGAGCUUCACCCUUCAAGCUGCUGAGGAAAUUGGAGUCCCUGAAGUAUUGCUCUGGACGACCAGUGCCUGCGGCUUUUUGGCCUACUUGCACUAUCCCCAUCUCAUGGAUAGAGGCUUCACACCUCUCAAAGAUGCGAGCUACCUAUUGAAUGGCUACUUGGACACUCCAUUGGAUUGGAUUCCAGGAAUGAAUGGUAUCCGUUUAAAGGAUAUUCCUACUUUUGUUCGAACUACAAAUCCCGAUGACGUCAUGCUCAACUUUGUCAAGGGAGAAGUAGGGAGAGCUUACAAAGCUUCUGCAAUAAUUUUAAAUACCUUUGAAAUCCUUGAGAAGGACGUCGUGGAUGCACUCUCAACGAUGUUGCCUCGCGUUUACACCAUCGGUCCUCUUCCCUUGAUGUUGGAUCAGAUUAAAGAUGAUAGAUUGAGCUCUAUCGGGUCCAAUCUAUGGAAAGAAGAAUCAGAGUGUCUUGAAUGGCUUGAUUCCAAAGAACCCAGUUCUGUGGUUUAUGUGAACUUUGGGAGCAUCACAGUAAUGACGCCUCAGCAACUCGUGGAGUUCGCCUGGGGUCUAUCUAAUAGCAACCACACCUUUUUGUGGAUCAUAAGGCCCGAUCUUGUAGAGGGCGACUCGGCCGUUCUGCCGUCCGAGUUCGUGAGCCAAACCAAAGAGAGAGGAAUGCUAUCAAGUUGGUGCCCACAGGAGAAAGUGCUGAACCAUCCAGCCAUAGGUGGUUUCUUAACACACAGUGGGUGGAACUCUACACUGGAAAGCAUUUGUGGUGGUGUGCCUAUGGUUUGUUGGCCAUUCUUUGCGGACCAGCAAACUAACUGCAGAUACUCCUGUACUCAUUGGGGGAUAGGUACCGAGAUGGACAACAAUGUUAAAAGGGAUGAGGUUGAGAAGCUCGUGAGAGAGUUGAUGGAGGGAGAUAAGGGUAAAGAGAUGAAGACUAAGGCCAUGGUGUGGAAAAAGAAAGCAGAGGAGGCCACCAGUCCCGAUGGCUCUUCUCUCCUCAAUUUUGACAACUUGGUGGACGAGAUACUCCUUUCCAAUCGUCUGCUUCCUUGACAGAUUUGAUGGUACUGUAUUCAACAGAUUGUGAAGUGAGUUUGUCUGCAUUAUCAGUCUUAUAUAUAUAUUCUGCUUUCUCUUUUUAGGAGCAGUUUUAUAGUUCGUCUUCGUUUUCUACUAUUUACAUAAUUAUUAUUGUAUUUUAAUUUUCCAUUAUAUAAAUGGAUAUCAUGUUGGAUU